AGAGAGAGAGAGAGGAAAAAACAGAGGGAGGGAGAGAUGCGGGGAGAAGAAGGGGGCGCAUAUUGACUGGCUCAUGGUGAGAGAGGCUGAGAUGUUUUCACCUCCACCGCCGGUGGGUGCACACUGCGGGUAAAAAAACCAGGAACAGCGUUUAACUGGGACCUUUUCUUUCAUUGUCUCGGCAUGUCCUCCCAGUCCCUCCACCCUGCCGCAGCGCACGCGAUCGGACAGGAGCCGAGCAGCAGCAGUGGAAGGAUGCUGUGACGACCAGCCUGAGACUUCACGAAGGCCUGAGACAGCACCGCUCGGUGGAACAUGGCUCCCGUGUCCCUCCUGUUCCCAGCUUUGCUCCUCUCCUUCCUCCCUUUGUCUGAUGCCCAGACCAUCAUUGGCUUCUCCUCCUCCUUCCCUGCGUUGGAUCUGCCAAACAAUUCACCUGCGCCCACAAAGCAGACCGUUCGCUUCUGGCCCUCUUUGCCUUCCAGAGGACGCAGUGAUGUUCCCGUCAGAGUGACAGUACGGGACAAAUUAACAACUACGAACAUGGUGGAACAGGAGGAACGGCCCGACCAUCCAAUGACACAGUUCGAUCCUUUUCCCAUUUUUACUAUUUCAACACAAAGUCCUAGCAGAGCACAUGCUACGGUCCAACCAGCUGCCUCCAGAUCGAGGACGGACACAGCCAGUUUAGCUUUCGGCAGAGAUUUAUCAAAGAGGGAAGACGCCGAAAAAGGCCUGACUUUGUCCACUUUACCUUCUGUUGGUGAGUCUGCAGAAGACAAAAAGGCUAAAGGGAAUCCAACAGAAGGACCAGAUAAAGAGACAGAAGAUGGGUUGGGAUCAGGCAGAAGUCCAGCAGAAGAGUUUGUCCAGCAGGAAUGGCCUCAUCGUACACCAACAGCUGGUGAUGAAAUGGCACAGUACCGACCACAGGCGCAGACCAUGACAUCUAAAGUUGGUGAUGGAAUAAACCCACCUGUUGAACCGCAGACUGUUCUGACUACAACCAGUGCAACCUCUUCAACACAACCUGAGAGAAACGCCCCACUGCCCUCUGUGACAACUCUGAAGACUUUCACAGGUAAGUUGGCAGUCAGCAGUCCUUCCACUGCUGCGACAUCGUCCAACUCUACUGAGCAACAGCCACGGAUGGCAGGGCAACCUGUUCCGGGCCAAAGCCAGACUAGUUUGCAUCUAAACACCUCAACAGCACAUGUGGCCCACACAUCUGCGACAGGUGAGCUCGGCACGACGCAGACGGGAGAUGGAACCACAACGAGGCAAAGCAGCAGAACCACGCCAACAGGAAGACAUACAACUGUACAGCCUUCAAGGAGCGAACCCUUUUCUGUCCGUCCAACCGGUGUUGUUCCUGUCAUCCGUUCAAGAUUCAGCCCCACAUACCAGGCUGAGAGGAACCGCUCUCUUCUUCUGGGACAUCCGUACCAAGCUCCCUAUUCCACUUUGAUCCCAUCUCCCUCCCCCAGUGUGAGGCCUUCAAACAACGGCGCACUUCUUUACUGGGGAGAUCUGAGCCAAACGUUGGCUUUGGCCUGGGAACUUCACGUCUAUGGCACAGCAAGCCUUUUUCUUCUUCUUUUUGCUGGAGCUGCCCUUGGCCUCAUGCUGUCACCUGGUGCAAACUGUCCUCAUCGAGGCGCUCUGGCACUUGCCAACGUUCUUUUGUUUCUUGUUGGAGGCCUCAGGGCAGCUCUCUUUUUCAUCGACCCCUAUGGCACACGAAAAUUCCUCCCUCGCCCUGCCGUUACAGCCCUCUACAACCUGCCGCUGCACUUGUUGGUGUGGACGCAGGCAGCUCUGGCACUGCUUGCACUCAGGGUGGCAGGAGUGAGUAUGUUGCCUUCAACUUUAGAGCGCCCUCCCCUGGUGGCUGUACUGACAGUGUUACAGUGCACCCUGCUGCUGGCUGUUGACCUGCUGUCUCCAGCUCUGUCUCCUGUGGUGCCCAUCACGCUGCAGGUCCUGUCCUUGUGUUGGGGCCUGGCUCUCUGUUUAGGAUUUCUGUGCUAUGUGUUUCCACAUAUACGCUGCCCUCCUCUUCCACACCACGGAGUCCCUGAAGAGACUGGGAGGAAGGCUUGGACAGGGAGCCAGAGAACAGGAGUCAUUCUGGGAAGAGUGUUGGCGAUGUGUGCAGUUCUUGGAGCUUUGUGCUGUGGAUUGCAUGUCCAUGCUUCUAUGUGGCUUUAUGGAUUCUUAGGAGAUUGGACCCACUUUAACUGGGGCUGGUGGCUUGUGCACUUCUGGGCACGGCUCCUGGAACUGGUCUGGGGUUUUUCCCUCCUAAUUCUGGCUUCAUGGGUGUUCUGGAGACCUGUGAGAUGCAGGAGAAGGGAGGAAGGAGUGCAAGACAGCAGAGCAACAGGUGAUCUACCAUCCCCUGGUCAAUCUGUAGGCUCACCCCAAAGACAUACAUGCUGGUCUAAGAUAGUCCAAAGCCUGCGGGGGAAGCCCUGCAGAAAGUCUGACAGUAAUGGCGUGGGAGGUGUGGGGGAGGUGCCUAACAACUGGGCUGGCCAGGAGCAUCCUGGAGCUGAUAUCCGCAAGAGUCUCAUAAGGAACCAAGACCAUGACCAGAAUGCUGCACAGGCACGUUGCGUCAAAGACAACAACCAUGGACAGAACAAUGGCGGGCACUCUGCAGAACGAGGCACAGCUGAUGAUUCCUCUGGACCACCGCUGAGACUGCAGACUCUAGGUCAGCCGCCGCAGCGCUCCGUGAGUGGCAGUCUGGAUCAGGAUAAGGAUACGUCCCUGUCUUUCUAUGAGUUUGACCUGCGACCUCCCUCUCCCAUCAACCUGACUCGCAGCAUCGAUGAGGCGCUGCAUAGAGAACACUUGCUCGAAGGGGGGAGUCUUUUUCAUCCUGUAAACCAAACUUCGCCAUCUCCUUCCCCGGGUUCAGGGAUCAGCCAAGGGGGUUGGCUCCGCAGAAACAGUGACCCUCAGCUGCUUUCUGAGAGCAGCGAAGCCCCAACAGAGUCCUCCAUGCCACUGGGGGGCAGCAUUCUCAGCAGUGUGCCUAGCAGGCAGGUGACUGCUCCGCCCACACCAUCUCACCAGGGUCACAGAUGGGGUGGGAACAGCGUAGCAUGUGUACCCUCAUCGGUGUCCUGCCCGGUGUCACUUCGUCCAUAUAGAACAUCAACAGGGAAUCUGGGGGAGGACGAAGUGGAUGACACACGGCCCUUUAUAACCCCCGACUCCGAACGAGUGCGAGGAAGGUCAGGGAGGCCAGCAGGGUCACGCAGUUACCUGGAGGUCAGUCGACACGACGAUUCUGCCAGCGUGAGCAGUGAAAUUAUUGACCUCUGAACCAAACCCUGAACAUUAAGACCAUCGACUGCACUUCAUUUAUUGACUUCUGUAUCAGACCAAGACUUCUGAAGAAAAAAACGAUAGUCUGAGAUUCAAAAUCCUUAUUUUUGAAAGAGGAAAUACACAAAGUAUAUAAAUAUAGAUCUAGGUAGUGAGUCCUAAACUUAUUGUCUAGCUGCCUUUUAUAUCGUUAGAGGAUUUACCAAGUGGGCCAUGGAACAGGUUUUCUUAACUCGCACUAGUGAAGCAAAACUGGGAAAUACAGCACAGAUAAACAACACGCAGACAUUUUUUCAGUCAUCUCUUGCACAUGACCUGUUGGUCUGAUGUUGAGUUUUCAGGGACCCAAACUACAUCUGUUUCACUAAACAAGCCCUUCAGUAGAUCUGCGCUCGAAACCUGGACUAGUUCCCUCCACACUGUAUGAAAUAGAAAAGCUGUUCAACUCCCUGUAAUGUGAUUGCCUGUCCUUUAGGUCUCAUUGCUCGUUUUGUUUCAAAUCAUUUGUCGGCAUAUCAUUGGAUGUGAGUUUCUUGAAGUUUGUUCUGUUUGCUUUUGUGAUAUAAAAUGUGCCAUAUGCAGUUGGUUUCUUUGCUGUUCUCUCUCU
Molecule: messenger RNA, 3946 nt
Organism: Nematolebias whitei (Rio pearlfish)
Lineage: Eukaryota; Metazoa; Chordata; Actinopteri; Cyprinodontiformes; Rivulidae
Product: proline-rich transmembrane protein 3
Exons: 4
Coding region: 316-3336 (1006 amino acids)
Source: RefSeq, a predicted model, not a curated record